ACGAUGAAAGUUUGGAAAAAAUGUGAGUACGUCUCCAUCCUGUAUAGUGCUGCCAUCUACCAAAUGUUAAUGGAAACUAUGAUGUGUUAUUGUUCGGAAACGAUCGUAUACCUAUACCUAAACUUGUGUGCGUGGAUACCUUGGAUGACUCGUCAUCGGUGAAUCCUGAAAAUAAACUCAGUUGAUUACGCACAAUUCCUUGGCAUUCCUGUUCUUUUAAUAAGAAACUUGACAAUCAUCAAAAUGGAUGGUAGUAGUUACUCUGGAGAUGGAGAUUUGGGAGCAAGGUCUAGUGGACAAUCGUCCAUUUCAAACAAGAAGCUUCAACAGACACAAGCUAAAGUUGACGAAGUUGUUGGAAUCAUGAAAGUUAAUGUGGAUAAAGUUUUAGAAAGGGAUUCCAAAUUGUCAGAACUUGACAAUAGAGCUGAUGCUUUGCAGAUGGGUGCUGCUCAAUUUGAACAACAUGCACAAAAAUUAAAGAGAAAAUAUUGGUGGAAAAACCUCAAAAUGAUGAUUAUAAUUGGUGUGAUUUGUGGCAUUAUUUUGAUAAUAAUAAUUGCUUCCGCAUGGCCAAGCUCAAGUUCAGAAGAAAAACCAUAAUUAACUUCAGACUUACACUUAAGGAAAACUACAGGUUGGGUUUAUGGUUCAAAAUAAGACAAUAAAAUCGAAUCACUAUUACUUGACAAUUGUUGGUAAAUAAAAAAGCUCAUAUUUUUGAAACAUAUUUUCUAACAAGUUAUAUAAAUGUUAGAGUAACCACAGUAUUAAGUUACAGUGACCUUAUGAGGAAAAAUUUAUAUAUAUAUUUAUACAAUGAAACGGUUAUGUACCUAUUGUCUGUGUGUAACCAUAAUCAAACGAUCAAUUAUUCCUGUCGAUUUACAAACCUCGACUAAUUUUUGAUGAAUUUGUCGCAUUUUUGAAUACUUAUAUACACGUUGAUGAUAUUUAAUAUAUAGUAUACUCUUUAUAUUUGUGGAAAAGAUAAACAAAUUAGUGUAUUUUGUACUAUAUACAUAAAAAACAAAUUGAAUGUAUUACUAAUUUUGUGUGUUAAAAAAAAGCAAGUUUUGAAAAUUUAAUUUAAUCCUAUGAUUUGUAAUAUAUUGCACAGAAAUCCGAUUUUGUGAUAGACUACUUUUAAUAAAAAUAUUUACAAUAACAUUUUCCAUGUUGUAUGUAAAUUAUCAAACCUAUUCAAAGCAGCUGAAGGACUUGUCUCUUUCAUUGGUUGUCUAGUUUCUUUGAUAAAUAUUUAUGACCUUAUACAUCAUAUCAAGUGUAUAAUUUCAUGAAAUAAAAAUUCAUGGACACUGAGUGAAUGAUUAAUCCUAGAGAAUUUUAAACACAGUAGGAUUAUUUACUCAUGAUUUACAUAUUAUCCCUUGAUACGUUUUCAGCUGUUGUACAAUAUAAGUAUAUGUGACACAAUGUAGAAUUUACUUUAUCACAAACACGCAGUUAAACAAUCGUCAGCAAAAGUUUAGUUACCAUGAAAUUUCUACUUCAAUUUAUUAUUCUUCA
Molecule: messenger RNA, 1530 nt
Organism: Phymastichus coffea
Lineage: Eukaryota; Metazoa; Arthropoda; Insecta; Hymenoptera; Eulophidae
Gene: Syb
Product: vesicle-associated membrane protein 2-like
Exons: 3
Coding region: 244-603 (119 amino acids)
Biological process (GO): vesicle-mediated transport; vesicle fusion
Cellular component (GO): plasma membrane; SNARE complex
Molecular function (GO): syntaxin binding; SNAP receptor activity
Source: RefSeq, a predicted model, not a curated record